Notothenia coriiceps (black rockcod) is the source of this 1225-nucleotide messenger RNA. RefSeq names its product fatty aldehyde dehydrogenase-like. Gene Ontology annotation, biological process: aldehyde metabolic process. The record is from RefSeq and is a predicted model, not a curated record. NCBI's taxonomy places the organism in Eukaryota, Metazoa, Chordata, Actinopteri, Perciformes, Nototheniidae. The annotation marks the transcript as partial. Gene Ontology annotation, cellular component: cytoplasm. The transcript is spliced from 4 exons. Gene Ontology annotation, molecular function: 3-chloroallyl aldehyde dehydrogenase activity; aldehyde dehydrogenase (NAD+) activity.
UUUCACACCUUGCAGGAGUUUUACACAGAGAAUCCCGAAACCUUUGAGGACUACGGACGCAUUAUAAACCAGCAUCACUUUAAGAGGCUCAUGGGUCUGAUGGAGGGGAGUACAGUGGCUGUGGGUGGAGGCAACAAUGAGUCCCAGUGCUAUAUAGCCCCCACUGUGUUGCAGGAUGUGACGGGGGAGUCUAAAGUGAUGAAGGAGGAGAUCUUUGGGCCGCUGCUGCCCAUCAUCACUGUGAGCGGUGUGGACGAAGCCAUCCAGUUUAUUAACGAGAGAGAAAAACCUCUGGUCUUAUACGUCUUCUCCAACGACAACAAGCUGAUCAAAAGAGUGAUAGCAGAGACGUCCAGUGGAGCUCUGCUAGCUAACGACUGUCUGGUGCACUUCACUGUUAGCGCUCUGCCUUUUGGAGGAGUUGGUAACAGCGGUAUGGGAUGCUACCACGGCCUGCACGGUUUCAACCAGCUCAGCCACCUGCGAAGCUGUCUGAUCAAGCAGCUGAACAUGGAGGCAUUCAACAACAUGCGCUACCCCCCCCACACAGACAAAAAGCUGGGCUGGGCGCGCUUCUUUCUGCUCAAGCAGCUGAACGUGGGCCGGCUGCGGCGCAUUGCCCUGCUGGCCGCGCUGGCCGGCCUGGCAGCAUUUGUGGUGCAGGUAACACAUCUGAAAUCCACCUGCCCAGUCCACAGAGGAAUCAAAGGGAUCACUUUGAUAUCCAUAAUGUAUUGUUCUACUCUUGUGUAGUUCCCUGGAAAGAACUAUUCAAUUUGGUAUUUAUUAAGGAUUCAAGAUUUAAAGGGUUUAUCGUUAUAUGCGCAAAAGAUACAAGGUACUUGUUGGCGAUUAAGUCUUCAGUCCCAGGCUCUGCCAACAGUGCAAUAUAUACUCAAGAAAGAACUAAGAAAGUAAACUUAUGAAGAAAAAAAUAUGGCGAUUAGUGAAAUUGUGCAAGUAACCUGCAGGAAUAAGUAAACUAUGUACAUGUAAGACAUAAUGACAGAAUAAAUAAUGUAGAUUCUAUUAUUUUGACGUUUAUGUCAUAUUUAGGUCAUUGUGUUCAGUUUAUAAGAAGUUUUCCAAAGGGAUUUACCUAAAAUAAGCACUAAAACUAAAUAGAUUAUCUAUUUUCUAUUCAUAAAUGAUUGGCACCUUUCAUUCUCUGUGUUAAAAUGCAAUACUUUCCUGUAGACUCAUUUCCCAGUGAGUAAAAGACUCA